AUGCGUGCCUCCGAUCAGUCAGAGGUUGUGAUAUCUCCGGAUGACACCUGCGACAUUCGUAUCACAGUGCUGACGGAGGAGUGCGACAAGUACCCAGCAAAGCAGCACGCACGCAGAGUGGCUGCAAAACUAGGAGCUAGUAAUGGCCUCAUCUAUCUCGCCGGCAAGGCGACCAGAAACUGGGGCGACUCAGAUCAACAACGUCCUUUCCGACAAAGACGGUAUUUUUACUACGUGAGCGGCGUGGAUGAGGCGGACUGCCACUUGACAUACGAUAUUCGCAACGACGUCUUGACCCUCUAUGUUCCGAAAAUCAGCCUGCGGGAAGCGAUAUAUAUGGGGCCGACGCUAAGCGUGGAUGAGGCACAACAGCGUUACGAUAUAGAUUGCGCACGCUACUACGACACUAUACAACGUGACUUGGCGGAAUGGAUCGAUCGCUAUAACCAAGAUGCUCCAAUCUACAUCUUACACGACACUCAAGCACCCGAUAUCCCUUUGAACGACCUCAGAUUGGACGAAAAGUCAUUGUUGCCUGCGAUGGAUGCUGCGAGAGAAGUCAAGGACGAGUAUGAGAUCCGAAUGAUACGCGAAGCCAACAGGAUUUCAGGACUAGCGCACCGAAAGGUUCUUGAGAACAUACACCGCAUGUCUAACGAAGGAGAGAUAGAGGGUCUAUUUCUGGAUGUUUGCGUGUCGCAUGGGGCCAAGAAUCAGGCGUAUGGCAUAAUCGCCGGAUCAGGACCCAAUGCCGCCGUUCUUCACUACAUGAAGAACAACGAGCCUCUCAGAGGAAGGCAGCUUGUCUGCAUCGAUGCAGGCGCAGAAUGGAACUGCUAUGCUAGUGAUGUCACUCGAACAAUCCCUCUAGGACGAGAUUGGCCCAGUGAGCAUGCAAAAGAUAUCUAUGCCAUCGUAGAGGAGAUGCAGGAAGAAUGUAUCAGACGUGUCAGGCAGGGGGUGCGAUACCGGGAGUUGAACGAGCUUGCACAUGUCAUCGCCAUCAAAGGACUGCAGAGACUUGGAAUCCUCAACGACGGAAGCGUAGAUGAAAUUCGCCAAUCCGGAGCAUCAGCGGUUUUCUUCCCUCAUGGACUUGGCCAUCAUGUAGGACUGGAGGUCCAUGACGUGUCGGCGCAGCCGAUAACUGCUUCUGACCAGGCCGAUGGGCAUCGCUAUCGCGAGUUUGUACCGACAAUGAGCACGCCGCUACUUCAGGAAGGUAUGGUGAUUACCAUUGAGCCAGGGAUUUACUUCAACAGGCUUGCUUUGGAGAACGCUCGGACACUGUCGUUAUCAAAGUACAUCAACUUUGACAAGGCUGAGCAGUACCUUCCUGUUGGUGGUGUACGCAUUGAAGACGACCUCUUGGUUACGCGCACGGGCUAUGAGAAUUUGACUACAGCACCAAAAGGCCAGGAGAUGCUUGAAAUCAUUCGCCGUUGUGGAAAUUAA
Messenger RNA from Aspergillus calidoustus, 1455 nucleotides. The record is from the annotation of a GenBank genome assembly. NCBI's taxonomy places the organism in Eukaryota, Fungi, Ascomycota, Eurotiomycetes, Eurotiales, Aspergillaceae.